Molecule: messenger RNA, 501 nt
Organism: Caenorhabditis bovis
Lineage: Eukaryota; Metazoa; Nematoda; Chromadorea; Rhabditida; Rhabditidae
Source: the annotation of a GenBank genome assembly
AUGUCUGCGUCAGUUUACGAAUUCACCGUUAAAAACGCCGACGGGAAAGAUGUGACUCUGGAGAAAUACAAAGGCAAGGUUCUCAUCAUCGUCAAUGUUGCUUCGCAAUGUGGCUUGACAAAUUCGAACUACACUCAAUUCAAAGAGCUUCUCGAUGAAUACAAGAGCAGAGGAUUGGAGAUUGCCGCGUUUCCCUGCAAUCAAUUCGGCGGACAGGAGCCGUCGUGUGAGCUCGACAUCAAAUCAUUCGUCGCCGACAAAUUCAAAUUUGAGCCCGACCUUUUCCAGAAGAUCGAUGUCAACGGCGACAACGCGAGCCCGUUGUUCAAAUAUUUGAAGAAGGAACAGGGUGGUACACUGGGCGAUGGCAUCAAGUGGAACUUCACAAAAUUCUUGGUCGAUCGCGACGGCAACGUCAUCAAGCGAUUCGGACCGACAACUGAGCCGAAAGAUAUGAAGAAGCACAUCGAAGCGGCUUUGGAGAAACCAGCCGAACAAUAA